GAUCUCAUUGGCUGGAGUGCUGCCACAGGAUCCAAUCAGAACAUGGGGGGUGGAGUUAAACUGAGACUACAGAAAAGGAAACCAGUUCCCGAACCAGACACGCAACCUUUUUCCUCCAGUUCUCCUGUCGCGCUACAGGUUUUGGCUUUACCAAGAUGAAAAAGGUGGUUUUGGUGACUGGAGCGAACAGCGGCAUCGGCCUUGCGCUGUGCGAGCGUCUCCUCUCACACGAUACGGAGGGCCUGCACCUCUGCUUGGCCUGCAGGAACGCGCAGCGAGCUCAGGCGGCGCGGGCUGCCCUGCUCGCCUCUCACCCUGCAGCCCAGGUGGACCUGCUGCAGAUGGACACCAGCAGCGUCUCCUCUGUUCUCAGAGCCGCACAGGAAGUCAAAAUCAGGUACGAACGGCUGGACUUCCUCUACCUAAAUGCAGGCAUCAUGCCAAACCCAGAAUUUGAUGCAAAGGCCUUUUUUAGAGGCCUCUUCUCCAGUAAGGCGAUCACUAUGUUUGCCACCGGUGAGGGGAUUCUGACUCAGAAAGACGGUGUCACUCCUGACGGCUUGCAGCAAGUUUUUGCCACCAACCUCUUUGGUCACUUCCUUCUUAUUAGGGAACUGGAGCCGGUUCUGUGCCAAGAAGGACGAACCUCGCAGCUGGUUUGGACCUCCUCCAGUAACGCUAACCGUUCCGCCUUCAGUCUCGAAGACAUUCAGCACCGGAGAGGAACUCAGCCUUACAGCUCCUCCAAAUACGCCACAGACCUGCUCAGCCUGUCUCUCAAUCAGCACUACAACAAGCAGGGUUUGUACUCGUCUGUCGUCUGUCCUGGAUUUGUGAUGACAAACCUGACCUUUGGCAUUCUCCCGUCGUUUCCGGCCUUUCUGUGGACACUGCUCAUGCCUGUCUUUUGGCUGAUCAGGGUGUUCACCAACACUUUUACCCUGACACCUUACAAUGGAUCUGAAGCUUUACUUUGGCUAUUUAGGCAAAAGCCUGAAUUUCUGGACCCUUAUGCUAAAUACCACAGCUUAACAUCAGGGCUUGGAAACAACUACACCCAGCCACACAAGAUGGACAUUACUUUCGAGACAUCAGAAUCAUUAUACAGCAAAUUACUUCAACUUGAAAGUGACACGAGGAAGAAAGUGGCAGAAACACAACCUGCAGGCCUCUCGCCGAAGACCUGAAGGACCUUAAUGAUAGCAUUUUCUUUCCUUUAGUGUGGAAUGUUUAUUUUUUUCCCAACCAGUAGCUUGCAGGGAAAUUCACACCCACUGAACUUAUCUGCCUUUUCUAUGUAACCUCAAACUUUAAUGUAUAUUUUAUUAGGAUUUUAUACAAAAGCGUUAGACAAUUGUGAAGUGGAUGGGAAAGGAUCUAUGGUUAUUGAAACAAUUCAGAAAUGUGGCUAACAUUUCUGUUUAGCCAUUCUAGGUUGAUAACUUUGCUGCAACUUGCUCCUGCCUACAGGUAUUUUUGGGUACGUCUGUGCUUCCAUUUUUACUCACUCUGUUUUGUAAAAUAGCUCAACCUCAGGCAUAUAUUCAAGAAAACUCAUCCAAUUGGUCACAAAUUGAAUGAAAAUUAUUCAUCCCAAAACAUUUUAGUGUAGUUUUUGUUGUAUGUCAAGCAGGGAGGUGGGGAGUUGUACACCUGGCAGGUGAACUUCCAGCUCUCUCUUGCGUCUAAAAGGUUUUCCUUGUAUCCAAACUCUCCAGUCAACUUUGGACUCUAAAUACUUAGGACAUGACUUCGAGAGGCAAUUGCUCGUAGUGGAUUUUAUUUAGGGGCAGAAGAGUAAACUGAGGUGAAUGCUAAUACCUGCCAUCCUUUUAAUACCAUGAAUCAUCCCCACUUUACAAUGUUAGUCUAAAUCCCAACAUUAAAGUUUUGUGGUUCGAAAUUGA
Messenger RNA from Poecilia reticulata (guppy), 1907 nucleotides. RefSeq names its product hydroxysteroid (17-beta) dehydrogenase 7 (gene hsd17b7). Gene Ontology annotation, cellular component: endoplasmic reticulum membrane. The record is from RefSeq and is a predicted model, not a curated record. Gene Ontology annotation, molecular function: estradiol 17-beta-dehydrogenase [NAD(P)+] activity; 3-beta-hydroxysteroid 3-dehydrogenase (NADP+) activity; 5-alpha-androstane-3-beta,17-beta-diol dehydrogenase (NADP+) activity. Gene Ontology annotation, biological process: cholesterol biosynthetic process. Lineage: Eukaryota; Metazoa; Chordata; Actinopteri; Cyprinodontiformes; Poeciliidae.